Conger conger (European conger) is the source of this 2771-nucleotide messenger RNA. Its product is annotated as cerebellar degeneration-related protein 2-like. The transcript is spliced from 5 exons. Lineage: Eukaryota; Metazoa; Chordata; Actinopteri; Anguilliformes; Congridae. The coding region runs from base 310 to 1725 and encodes 471 amino acids. The record is from RefSeq and is a predicted model, not a curated record.
UCAACGGGACCGAAUUCAUAAUUUCAUGUCAUCGGCGACAGAUCGCGCCAGUUUGAAUUCGGUCGUUAGGAUUCAUGCAGCUGCAGCCGUUCGCUGAUGUCGUCAUAAUAACGCCCCGUCAUUCCCUCUUACGGGCUCUCUCAUUUCAUCUGGCGUGAUGCGAUCGCAGUGUGACAGGGAGGGAGAAGCGGAUGAAUGCAGUUUUUCUUUGCUGGAGUAGCAACUAGGGUUAACAAUAGAGAGCUUAACCAUCGCUGAUUGUUGUCACUCGGGAGGAGGGACAGCGGUUGUGCCGGGCGCCCGGACUUGAUGCUUAGCCUUGGCAUCAUGGAAGAGUUUGUCACCGAAGAAGAAGAGCCAUGGUACGAUCAGCGAGACCUGGAACAAGACCUGCACCUGGCUGCAGAGUUGGGGAAGACGCUCCUGGAGCAGAACAGGGAGCUGGAGGACUCUCUGCAGCAGAUGUACAUGACCAGUGAGGAGCAGGUGCAGGAGAUCGAGUACCUGUCCAAGCAGCUGGAGACGCUGCGGGAGAUGAACGAGCAGCACGCCAAGGUGUACGAGCAGCUGGACGUGACCGCCCACGAGCUGGAGCUGACCAAUCAGAGCCUGGAGCAGGAGAGCAAGGCCUCCCAGGAGAAGAUUGCGAGGCUGACGGGCACCAUGGAGACGCUGCAGGGGCAGGUGGACGCGCUGACCGCGCAGGUGGAGGAGCUGCGCUCCCUGGAGCAGCUGCGGUAUCGGCGGGAGAAGAGGGAACGGCGCCGGACCAUACACUCCUUCCCCUGCCUGCGCGAGCUGUGCUCCGGGCCCAGUUUUGGGGACGGGGCGUCGGGCCGGCGGGCGGCGCGGCCGGAGCGCUCUGCGCUGCAGGAGGAGAACGAGCGCCUGCGUGACGCGGUGUCGUCGCUGCGCUCGGCGGUGGGCGCGGAGCGGGGCCGGCGCGAGGGCGCGGAGCAGGAGUACGCCUCCGUGCUGCAGGAGCUGGGCAGCCUGGAGCAGCGUCUGCGCGGCGCGGAGGGCUGCCGCCUGCGCGUGCGCGAGCUGGAGGGCGAGCUGCUGGAGAUGCAGCAGCUGUGCCGGCCGCGCCUCCUCGUCAUCAACCCCGACGAGGGCCUGGCCCAGACGCUGCUGCGCUCCGCGCCGGAGAGCGACGCGCCCGAGGGCGAGGGCCCCGCCGAGGAGGGGCCCCCGGGGGCCGCCGAGGGCCUGCAGGCCGCCAGCCCCGUGCGCAAGAGCUGCAGCGACACCGCGCUCAACGCCAUGGCGGCCCGCGACGGCCCGGGCCGCGGGAGGGCCGGCUACGCGCUGCACGCGCCCGGCGGGCCCCAGCGCGGCAUGUCCAUCCUGCGGGAGGUGGACGAGCAGUACCACGCCCUGCUGGAGAAGUACGAGGAGCUGCUGGGCAAGUGCCGCCGGCACGAGGACAGCCUGAGGCACGCCGGCGUGCAGACCUCCCGCCCCAUCUCCCGCGACCCCUCCCUGAAGGAGGGCGCCGGGGCCUCCUCCUCCUCCUCCUCCUCCUCCUCCGCCCUCGGGCCCGCCCUCCUCCUGCCCGACCCGGACGAGGCCCUGCAGGGCUUCGGCGGCCAGCUGGAGGCCGCGGACAAGCGGCUGGGCCAGAACACGCCCGAGUACAAGGCCCUGUUCAAGGAGAUCUUCUCCCGCAUCCAGAAGACCAAGAGCCACGUCAAGACCUCCAAGGCCGGCAAGAGCGGCAAGUGAACCCUCCCGUCUGCCGUCGCUCACGAGAGGCGAGAAGAUGGCGGCUCUUCUUUCCUCAGACUGGAUCUGUACUUCCAGGCCUUUCGUGGUGUCAGACUUACCCCCCCCAUUGAUGCUCCAACCCUCUUGUCAUCGUCAUUGUGAAUUUGGCAGGGAGUGGCCAAAGCUUUUUAGCAUUGUCUUUUUUUAAAAGAGAUUCCCUCCUAUAACUAACUGCCCUUCAGCCAAGGAUCGCCAUAGACCACAAAAGAUAACAGGAAACUGAUCGUAUCCCCACUUUAAUUUCCUUAGUCAAAGCUGAAUAAUUAAAAAAUAAUAAUCUUUUAGACAAUGACCACAGUUCAUAGCCUAGCAUCGAUGUCACCACACAGGUCAGUUUCCCCCAGCAAAAACAUCAGGCAGUUAGUGCUUCGGGCUUCAGCCAGAGUGCAAUUCAUCCUAUUAAGAGGAACUAGAGAACUGUGCAAGUUCUUCCUCUGCUUGGCUUUUGACCAGACAACAGCUAGCGUUAUGAUUGUAGCAUAAAUGCUGCCAUCUAGGAUAUAUGAUUAUUAAGGAAAAGCUGGCAUAACUAUUUUAACAGUAAUUCUAAUAUGUACGUGGACAUUAAUGCCAAGGUUGACCCGGAAUAUUUAUGCAUGGAAAACUGUGGCUGUGUUCGAAACCACCACGUACUAGCAGACUAUUUGUACUAAAUUUCGGGCUCAUUUUCACAGCCCGUGUCCAGUUCCUCUCUCUGACCUUUCACCUCUGGGUUCAGUGAUCAGGGAGAACACAGGGGUCAUCAAGCGAAAGAAUGAAUUAUUCAGGAAGGAAAUUCAAUGGAGAUAAAAAAAGAAAAAAAAGAAAAUCAGAAUAAAUAUGGUGCCAUUGAAGGGUGGGUGGGAUAUAGGGUCUUCGGUCUCCGUGACAAUGUGAAAACACGUCGAGAAAACAAAAUGGACUCCCUUGUCCAAGCCUUAAAGACUGUGACUGGACUGGAGGCUUCUCUAUUAUUAGAGAUUGACUGUAUUAUUUUAUUUUUGUAUUAUUAUUUUAUCUCCAGU